GGGUGGACUAGACCGGCAGGUAUCCUACUCGCACGCUGCCAAAAGGCAGGCAUCUAUCUCACUCACUCACUCACUUGACUUCCACCGACGAGAGUGACUGCCUGUGAGCGUGAGGGGAAGGAGACGGAGACGGAGGCGAGACGCUUGAGCUGAGCUGCGGCGGCUGCUUGGCGUUGGCGCUCGCUGGGAUGGGCGCCGCGGGGUGUGCGGUUCCGCUGGCGGCAUCGCAUUGCCGCCGGCUGCAGCUGCUGAUGCUGGCCCUGGCGCUGGUGCCGCUCGGUGGCCGCGGGUUCCGCGUCCGUGCCGUGGGGGCGGACACCGGCGGGCUGAGCAGAGACGCGUUCCCCAAGGGGUUCGUCUUCGGGACGGCGACGUCGGCGUUCCAGGUCGAGGGCGCGGCGUCCACCAACGGCCGGGGGCCCUCCAUCUGGGACCCCUUCGUCCACACCCCCGGAAAGAUUGCUGGAGACGCGAACGCGGAUGUUACAACUGAUGAAUAUCACCGCUACAAGGAAGAUGUUGAUCUCAUGAAAAGCCUGAAUUUUGAUGCAUAUCGGUUUUCAAUCUCCUGGUCCAGGAUCUUCCCAGAUGGCGAAGGGAAAGUUAAUGAAGAAGGUGUACAGUAUUACAACAAUCUUAUAGACCACAUGCUUAAGCAAGGGCUUACUCCUUACGCCAACCUUAACCACUAUGAUCUUCCACUUGCGCUUCAGAAGAAGUACAAAGGCUGGUUAGGCCCAAAAAUUGUGGACAUAUUCGCUGACUAUGCCGAUUUUUGUUUCAAGACUUUUGGCGAUCGGGUCAAGAACUGGUUCACAUUAAAUGAGCCAAGGAUAGUAUCAUUCCUUGGCUAUGAUAAGGGGCUUAACCCCCCUAACCGAUGCACCCAAUGUGCUGCCGGUGGCAACUCAGCAACAGAACCUUACAUUGUUGUUCAUAACAUUCUCUUAUCUCAUGCUACUGCAGUUGCAAGAUACCGCAAUAAAUACCAGGCAACUCAGAAAGGCAAGGUUGGGAUAGUUCUAGACUUCAACUGGUAUGAACCUCUUACCAACUCAACAGCAGAUCAAGCAGCAGCACAAAGGGCCAGGGACUUCCAUGUUGGUUGGUUUAUGGAUCCAUUAAUAAAUGGACAAUAUCCAAAGACAAUGCAGGACAUUGUGAAAGAUCGGUUACCAAGUUUCACACCUGAACAGGCUAAGCUAGUGAAGGGCUCAUCAGAUUGUUUCGGGAUCAAUCAAUAUACUACAUACUAUAUUUCAGACGAACAAACUCCUCAGCAAGCAACACCAAGCUACUCGUCUGAUUGGGGCGUUCAAUAUAACUUUGAAAGAAAUGGCCUACCUAUUGGACAGCUGGCAAACUCCGUCUGGCUCUACAUCGUCCCAACGGGCAUGUAUGGAGUUGUGAACUACCUAAAGGAAAAGUACCAGAAUCCAACCAUCAUUAUAUCUGAAAACGGAAUGGAUCAAUCUGGAAACCUCACGCGCGAUGAGUACCUGCACGACACCGUGAGGGUCGAGUUCUAUAAGAACUAUCUCACGGAGCUGAAGAAAGGGAUCGACGAGGGCGCCAACGUGGUCGCCUACUUCGCCUGGUCCCUCCUUGACAACUUCGAGUGGCUGUCGGGCUACACGUCCAAGUUCGGCAUCGUCUACGUCGACUUCACGACGCUCAAGCGGUACCCCAAGGACUCGGCCUACUGGUUCAGGGACAUGCUCUCAGGGGCAGGCUCAAAGGCCGCCACCCCUCAGACUGGCUCACAAAGUUCAGCUGGCAGUCCGGCUGGUUCGGCUCCGGCCGCCUCGAGUGGCCCUGCGCUCCUGGUUUCUCUGCUGGUCUCCUUGUGCUUGCUUGUUCCAUCCGUCUUCAUGGUUUCCUCCGCUUAGAAAUGAUUUGGUCUAGUGUCAAAGUACUUGAUUAUUUGUAGCAGACGCCAGCGGCAUGUUCAUUUUAGAGACAUGUUGCAAGGCAGAGGGACCAUGGUUCAGGGCUUUUUUGGCCCCGGUUUUGCUAUGAUUCAGAGCCAGCUUUGUACUGAUAUCAUGUUUAUGGAUAAGUAAUGUUUUUUGGUGUACCUCCAAGAUUUUGUUCU
Setaria italica (foxtail millet) is the source of this 2095-nucleotide messenger RNA. Its product is annotated as beta-glucosidase 8. The transcript has 11 exons. Gene Ontology annotation, biological process: carbohydrate metabolic process. NCBI's taxonomy places the organism in Eukaryota, Viridiplantae, Streptophyta, Magnoliopsida, Poales, Poaceae. Gene Ontology annotation, molecular function: beta-glucosidase activity. The coding region runs from base 189 to 1889 and encodes 566 amino acids. The record is from RefSeq and is a predicted model, not a curated record.